AUGCCAGUAUACCAGUAUGCCAUUAUGACAGUAUGCCAGUAUGCCAGUAUGCCAGUAUGCCAGUAUGCCAAUAUACCAGUAUACCAGUAUGCCAGUAUGCCAGUAUACCAGUAUGCCAGCAUGCCAGUAUGCCAGUAUGCCAGUAUGCCAGUAUCCCAGUAUGCCAGUAUGCCAGUAUCCCAAUAUGCCAGUAUGCCAGUAUGCCAGUAUGCCAGUAUGUCAAUAUGCCAUUAUGCCAGUAUCCCAGUAUACCAGUAUGCCAGUAUACCAGUAUGCCAUUAUGCCAGUAUCCCAGUAUGCCGGUAUGCCAGUAUACCAGUAUGCCAUUAUGCCAUUAUGCCAGUAUGCCAGUAUGCCAGUAUGCCACUGAUUUAA
Messenger RNA from Eurytemora carolleeae, 375 nucleotides. RefSeq names its product extensin-1. NCBI's taxonomy places the organism in Eukaryota, Metazoa, Arthropoda, Copepoda, Calanoida, Temoridae. Bases 1 to 375 code for a protein of 124 amino acids. The transcript has a single exon. The record is from RefSeq and is a predicted model, not a curated record.